Hylaeus anthracinus is the source of this 821-nucleotide messenger RNA. RefSeq names its product hemolymph lipopolysaccharide-binding protein-like. Bases 60 to 698 code for a protein of 212 amino acids. The transcript is spliced from 4 exons. Lineage: Eukaryota; Metazoa; Arthropoda; Insecta; Hymenoptera; Colletidae. The record is from RefSeq and is a predicted model, not a curated record.
ACACGUUCAGUUAAUCUUCGUCGUUCGGCUCGUCAACGAGACGUCAACGUUCGUCCACGAUGUUGAAGCUAAUUCUCCUCGUGUUUGCGAGCGGAGCCUUGGCCCGCGUGUUGCCAGACAACAUGAGCUCGGAUUCGGAGCUCGCGCCUAUUUCUAAAGGUUCCCUGCAACCGACGCCGACGAUUACUUUGAACGGAGACAGGAAUUACCAGGCUAACCAACAGAUAUUUUACGGUGUCGGAUGGGCGCCAUGGACGAAUUGCGUUAAACCUAAUUGCACGAACGUUUUACCGAGGGACGACUACGUUGUCACGCCCGGGAUAGGAGCCCAUAAGCUGCACACUCGCAAGCUGAAAUGGAACGCUGCGCGCAAGUCCUGCGAGAACGAAGGAGGUUACCUGGUCGUCCCGAACUCGUUGGCCGAGGAAGCAGUUCUGAUAAAAAGUAUGCAGGCUGCGAACAUCGACAACGCUUGGCUAGGUAUACACGACUUGUUCGAGGAAGGCGACUGGAUGACCGUCAUGGGCGAGUCGCUGGAGAAAUCUGGCUACGACAGGUGGACUCCAGCGAUCCCGAACGAUCCAGACAACGCGGGUGGUCGUCAGAACUGCGCGAUUCUUCUGAGAAAACACGGCGGAAUGGACGACAUCCAGUGCGACAACACGUUCCCGUACUUCUGCGAGAUCACCAUGUGCUGAGCUUUGACCUUGUCUUCUGUGAGAUUAAAGAGACACAAUUUCUCUAAUAUUAAACGACGCUUUACUCUCGCCUGCAACUGCUGGACUUGUAUUCAUUGGUGGUAUUACUUGUAUUUGUGUAUC